Molecule: messenger RNA, 4026 nt
Organism: Xiphias gladius (swordfish)
Lineage: Eukaryota; Metazoa; Chordata; Actinopteri; Istiophoriformes; Xiphiidae
Gene: cep126
Product: centrosomal protein 126
Exons: 13
Coding region: 344-3391 (1015 amino acids)
Biological process (GO): cytoplasmic microtubule organization; non-motile cilium assembly; mitotic spindle organization
Cellular component (GO): midbody; centrosome; ciliary base
Source: RefSeq, a predicted model, not a curated record
AUUGAGCCCCGAGCCCUCUGCUGGACAUGCCGGGUAUAAUCACCACGGUUCCCGUUGUCAAGGAACUGCGUCCCCGGUUGCUAUCAUGGAGGGACUGUACACAGACAGGUGAAACGGCUAAAAAAAAAAGAAAAAAAGUGUGAGCUUAGACGGAGUAUUUUUAAACGACCAAAGAGACUGUUAUUUUUUCAGGAGAAUUUGCUGCGAACGUUUCCCGGGCACGUUUGUCCUCGCCCUGAAAAUGACUUAGUGAGUUAGCAGGGGGUUAGCGGCAGACGCUAGCUAAGACAGGACCCGACGAGCCGAGUUAGCAGCUAAGAGCUUUGCUGGGAGCCGGACCUGUAUGUAUGCCCGGUGUCAGCCGGGGGAGGGGGGCAGCCUUGGAGGGAUGCAAGUUCUUCAGGACAACGUAUUCUGCCACUCGGGGUCGAGGUUUGGAGCUGAGCGAGGCUUCGAAGAUGAGAGACAACUUUUGACCGAGGAGCAGAAGUUAUGCAAAGUCCGAGCUCGCAGGUUUUCCCUGGAAACCAACCGACGCCGGAAGGCUCUGGAGGAAAGACAGAAGCAGUGGGACGUGCAGGAGCAGCGGCUGAGAGAGACCAUCCUACAUCAACGCAGACAGCAAGUACAGGAUGCAACUGAGCGCUUCCAAAGAGCCCAUCUGCCUCCUUCUCAAAGACGUAGACAAUCAUUAAGAAGAAAUGUCCCAAGUAUAGAAGAUGCGCUCAAUCAGCUUCAGGGGACCUUGAGUUCUUACACCCAGCAGUCCUCUUUCUUGUCAAGCAACUCUAACAUUAUCAGAAGCUGCACUCCCUCUCCUAAGCCUCCCACACUUUCUAAAUCCUCCCACCGCCAAGCACCCUCUGCUGUGGAGGCCUACACAAAACUGCUUCGGGAGCAGGGCACGACUUGCUUCAAGACCAGUCAAGACACUGAAAAAAAACAAGAGAAGCAGCAAGAUCACAGUCCACAAGACAGACACCUGUCUGAUUGCUGGAAUUCUGAAAGCCUUUCAAGUAAGGACAGUUUGAAGAAUGAGGACCCUGACCACAGCACAAAAAAUCUGCAGUGUUCCUAUUCGUCAUCGUUGCUCGACUCAGAUAACCCCCGCCUAAACCUGAGAAAGCAAAAUGAUUUGUUUCCAACAUCAGACCUAACUUUAUCAGCAGGGCUUCUUCUUGGUGAUAACUUAACCCGUUCACAAAAACUGCAUGAGCCUAAGGAGAGAGAGCAAGAGGACUCUGAAGGGCCUAACAAUAAGAUGCAAAUUUCUAAAGCUUCUUGGAGGUUCACAUCUGAGCAGAUGCGUAAAAGAGAGACCCAACCUGCUCUGCAAGGCUGCAACUUAUUAACUUAUUGUGAAGUUAUUAGCGCAGACCCAGAGCACUUUGAGGUAAACUCCCCACAAAACAGUCCCAAUGACAACAUCAUUGUUACAAAUAGAGUUACUCCCGACACCACAGCACUUGAGCCUUCAUGUGCAAAACAAGAGGCUCUGUUGGAUCUCAGACAGCAGAGGGACCAUGAUGACAGACAGUUAAAACAUCCAUCAGCUACAGAAAUUAUUUUGCCUGCCAAAAAUGGUAACAGCAAAGACAUUUUGUCUGGGGCUCCCCCAAAGCCAAAUAUUUUCUUGAAUGAUAGCACAGCCGAUAAUACCUCACAAGAAGGAACUCUUCAGCAAACAGGAAAAGAAAACCACUGUCUGUCAUCCCAGAAAGAGCCUAGUGCUUCCCUAAACAACCUCAAUAAGGUUUCAAACUCAGAGCCCAUAAUUGAGAAGCCCAUUAAUACAGCAUUGCUGCAACACGCAUGCUUGUCUAACAUUCAAUCGGAUACUCUUAAAUGCCUUAAGUGUUCCGAGGAGGAAGAGGAAGUACAAACAUUGCCUGUUUCAGUGGGGACAACUCGUUCAGUAUGUGAAGUCAGAUUCAUUAAGGGAAUUCUAAAAAAGCAGUCCAAAUAUAUGUCAAGAGAUGCUACAUGUUUGUAUGGCUCAGGGCAUUUGAUUUUUGCAAAACAAGUAGCUUUAGCAAUCAGAGAUAGUGUUGAAUUGACAAGGGCAAAGACUAAGGACGUGGAGAACAACAACAGGGUCAAGAAGAAGCUGCGUUGGUUUGAUGAGGUACAUGUGGAAAAAGAGGACAAAGAACAGAGCAUAAUGAAACAGAUGAAAGGCAAGUCUUCCAAUCUUUCUCAGUCAAAGAAAAACCCAGAAGACCACCAGCUAAGUCUCACUACAGUCUCAGGGGCUUCCAAGGUUGGACCCGGCAUGACCCCUCCAGCCUCCACCGGUUAUCACUUUACAAAGCAGGCGUGGGCAGAUGUUGGGGUUCAAGUCAGCUUAUCCCAUGAACGAGCAGAUGAGGUCAAGGUGCCACGGAGCAGCACCAGGACUGGUGGCCCCAAGGUCCCUCGGAGAGAGUCCUCUGCCAGAGUUGGAGGAGGUCCUGUUUCUUCACGGACUAGAAAGGGCACUCUCAUACGACCCCAAUCUGCCACCGAGGUGAGUCAGAUUGCCAAAACCAAAGGGAAGAUAAUGAUGCCCAGAAUUGACCAGGCCCUGUGCAAAGACAACUCAGAAGACUUUUUCUCGCCAUACAAACGUCAUCUAAUCAGAACAGAUAGUAAUGUUAUGUACACACCAAUGCCGCCCUCAUAUACAUGCUCCGUCUCAGAGGGUAACACGAAGGGCACGCUCAGCACAGAUCAUCAGGAAACUCAGGGAUGCAGUAGAAGAAGAGGGAUGGUGUUCAAUGAAAAAGCCCUCUGUUUAGAUUGCACUCCCACAGAUGAGGAGAUCUCACGGCUUUGGCAUGGUGUCCGCAGCGCCUUAGCCCCCAAGGACGCAAAAACCAUGCUUAGAAGACAGGUCCUGGAGAGUGGGCGAGCUGUGAGGAAACCCUGCGUGGAGCAGAGCAGACAGUCUCCUGGCUCAGGUUACAGAAGUCUUCCUCAGCCCUCUCAGUCCACACACCCAGUCAAGAUGUUUUCCAGUACUUAUGACGUGGCCUUUACAGAUGAAGGAUUGAAGCGUGCAGCCCAGUUACACCUGGCUGAAGUACAUACUGAAGGCCUACUGGAAGAAAGAAAUAUUGUAGCUGCCAUGGAAACAGCCCAAACACAGAGUCCAGGAACGGUGCAGCAGCGCAGCCAACAGCACGCACCCACCCGCAUUUCCUUGGAAGAGCAGAAAAUCCUUCUUUCUCUAGACAGACUUAACCACCAGCUGCACUGUGUGCGAGAACAUGCUGGGAGUGAUACUGGCACACGAAGCCUGCUGCUUGUUGAUGCACCCUCUACAAAGGAAAUGAAAGUCACUAACCAUCACAAGCACCGUGCCCGUGCAUCCUCAGCUAACAACCACUCUCAAUACCUGAAGAAAUUCUGACUUAAAGAAUGUGAGGUCCACCGUGGUCUUCACUCCCAUCAAUGCGUUAUACCUUAUAUCAUACUGUGUAACCAAGCACUUUAUUACCUUGUAAAAUGGAUUUAGUCUCCUUUAAAACUACAUGUGCCUACUCGAGUAUCUUCCCGAUCUAAGAGACCAACCACAAUGGACUGUAGAAAUAAUAAAAGCAAAAUCAGACCAAAUUAAUUUUUUAGUUGGUGAGUUGAAAUUAGUUUUGUAUUUUUGCCAUCUGCUUAGGCAAGAACACAGUCAGUCACAGUGACCUUAGCUUUUUUUAAGCCAUUUACAAUUAAGCAAUCAAAUUUUAAGUGCCUAUGAAAAUGAUACUCGUUUUCAAUUUGUUCCACUCCACAUAAGCAAAUAGGUCCUUCUUAAAAUUGACACAUGACCAAAAUUGACUGCAAAAUACACACUGUAAAUUUGUAUAAGAUUAAUGCUUAUUUUCAAAGCUUUCUCAUUCUGUAUUUAUUUUAUAUAAUAAAACUAUAAUUUGAUGGAAACUAUUUUGGGACCAUAUUGGCAGUGAAGUGAAAGAAGCUUGUUGUCAGUGUACUGAUAAACUGACUGGGUGAGGUGUGUUUGGUAGUAUCAUUAUUUCCUCAACCUUGCAUAGC